AUGGAUGAGGUUAUCGAGCCGGGCCUCCGGGACUACCCCGGCGCCCAGGGUGCACGGAGUCCGGUUAAUUAUGCAGUCUUGCAGGAUGGAGACGUCGCAGACGCCGAUUCCGACGUGGAAGACCUCGAGCAAGACAUUGAGAAGCUCAACGUAUCAGUGCGCGCUUUCCUGGCGUCUCAGCACGGCGUGGCGCCGCGUGCCAAGUCCCCGACGGCGGGGGCGGGCGUUCGGCGCCGCGCGGGCCCCGCAAGGCGUGAUUCGCAUCAACGCCGAGACGCACCAGGCGUGGACGACGCUGGGGUCCAUCUUCCGCGAGGAGGGGCGCUCGACAAGGCGCUCAUGUCCAUGGUGUACGCGGCGCACCUGCGGCCCAAGGACGUGCAAGAGUGGCUCAAGUGCGCCUCGUUUGCGCUCGACGUGGCCGAGGAGCACCCCGGCGUGGACCUGAACACGGCGCGCAUGUGCUACUCGGCCGCCGUCAACGCAGACCCGAAGAACAUGGAUGCCCGCGUCGUCCGGAAGCUGGCCGAGGCGUGCAUGGAUUCCAAAAACGUGGCCGAGGCGGCCUCGUCGGCGAUCGAGGCCUACGAUUUGUACCUGGGCAACCGGGCCGCGCUGCCCAUCGCCUGGUACGACGUGGGUAUCUACACGGAGCUGCUGGCCUAUGCGAGCCGCUACCGGGACGCCGUCUCCCGGCUCAAGUCGCUUUCUCGCAGGCUCCUCGGCCGCGGGGACGAGGCGUUUUGGGACCUGUGGGACGGGGAUGAUCGGGAGUUUGAUGAGGCGGACGAGAGGCGGCUCGAGGUGUCCGACAUCACCUCAACUUGGACGAUGCCACCUCCUGAAGGGGAGUCGUCCGCUGCAGAAGAGUGUUUCCUCGCGGCCAUCGAGGCCGACGUAGACAACAUCGACGCCCGCGUCGAGCUCGCCAACCUCUAUUCCACCGCCCACGAGGACGAAGAAGCCCUGAUUCUCGUCAACGAGGCCAUGACCCUCCAGGAGACGCAAGCGGCCCUCGCCGCCGGGCCGGAUAAGGACAAGCUCAAGGCUCUGCCGCCCUCGCGGCGAUCCUACUACCUCCACCGGCCCAAGGGUGCUUCGGUGCGCUUCAAAGCCAAGCCCUCGGGCGUCAUCCCGGCGCGCUACCGCCCCAAGAGGCUGGUGGAUCCGGACAUGAGGCGGCGGGAGGAGGUGGAGAGGGCGCAGCGGCUCUCGACGCAGUACCUCACCGUCCAAGACCUCAAGGCCAAGAUCCGCGAGGGCAGCGAGGAGCUCGUCCCCGCGUGGAUGGCGGCGGCCAAGGAGCUUAUUGACGACUUUAGGUCUUACCGAAAAUUUUACUCUUGGGAUAAGUACCUCAAGUUUUUGGGCAGGACCAACGCUACCUUGCAGCAGCGUGAAACGGGCCAGCUAUCCAGCCUCGAUGUCAUCGCCGAACGGCUGUCAAAAGAUGCUGCGGAUGGAGGGCUCCGCGACUCGGACUUCAACGAGUACCAGGGCAUUUCGUUUGGUAACUGGCUUGACCUGUUCCUGGACUACGCCUUGAGCCUAGCUGCUACCGGCCAGUACGAGGAGUCGUACAGGGUGUGCGAGGCGGCAAAGGACUCUACUGUCUUUACCGUGUCGGAAGACAACGUCUUCUUCAUCUACAUCACCUGGGGCACAUGUGCCAUCUACGCCGGCGACGAGGAGACGUGCGUGUCCAUCUCCCGUCAGAUCAUGCGCGAUCACAUCCUCUCCUCCGACUCCUUCCGCCUCUUUUCCCUCCUAUGCCGGCUCUGCCAGUCUUCCAUCUCGUGGUACAGCUCCGGCCCGGCGCAAAAGUUCAUCCUUAGACAGAUCAAGGCCAUGGACGCGGCCGUCGCCGCCUCCGCCGAUGCCCCGCCCGGAGCCAGUCGCUCGCACCUUGACGUCAGCCCGCUGAUGUUGUACGGCCAUAUCCUCUUUACCUCUACCAGCUACGUCUACGCUAUCCACUACUUCCUCCGCGCCCGCGCCCUCGACCCCUCGAACCCCGUCAUAAACCUGUCCCUCGGCCUCGGCUACAUCCACUACGGCCUCAAGCGCCAGGCCGUCAACCGCCAAUACCUCAUCCUCCAAGGCCUCGGCUUCCUACUCGACUACUACCGCGACCUGGGGCCCGACCGCGCCGACGAGGCCAACUACGGCCUCGGCCGCACCUUUCAGCUCCUCGGCCUGCAGCACCUCGCCCUCCAGUACUACAAGCGCGUGCCCCUCCGCCCGCUGGUUCCCCGCCCCGGCGACCCCGCCUUCCCGCCCGAGCAUCAGGCCACGGACACCUACGACGAGGACGGCGGCGAGAGGCGCCAGCACGACGGCGGCAGGGUGGUUAAGAUGGCCACGGCCUUCAACAUGUACGUCUCGUACGUCAUGAGCCGUGACCUAGAAGCCGCCAAGGAGGUGUUGAGAUGUCUUGUUCUCUAG
Parascedosporium putredinis is the source of this 2445-nucleotide messenger RNA. Lineage: Eukaryota; Fungi; Ascomycota; Sordariomycetes; Microascales; Microascaceae. The record is from the annotation of a GenBank genome assembly.